AAGGGAAGGGAUGGUUGAAUUGGCAAGUCUUUGAUUGUUUAAAAGCCUUGUUGCAUAUAAAAAUUUCCACCAAGUGAUGGAGAUUUGGGGCAGGGUGUCAGGGGAGGGCAGUGAUAAAUCCAUGUUGAUUAAGGGUUAUGUAAACAAAAAUAAAUAAAACAAUAAAAAGGGAUACUGUUUUUCAUCUCUUGUGUUUAAGCUGGGUAAGCCAUAACCAAAAUAAAUACAUAAAGGGGAAAAAUAAAAUAUUUUGUGUCUCAUUGCAUGCUGUCUAUAUGGAGAAGACAAAGGAGGCUGCUUUCCAUGCACCUGCAUCAGUGCAGGAGCAAUCCCAUGCCACUGAAAUGUCUCUGAAUGAAACAAUUCUGAUAUGAAUUACACCACCUGGUGCCAGAUUGUUUCCAACUGAUGGGACGCACGCCAAUCUAUGUGGUUGGGUUCUACCUAAAUGGUUGAUUCAUUCACAUUCCUGAGAGAUUAUGGGCAGAAUCCAAUGAAGUAAUUCAGUUAGCGCAAGGAUCUAUGGUUGUGCAAUGAAACUUUCCCUCUUCAUGUGACCUCCCCAAAUCUACUUGGGAGAACUACCGUACUGGAGAUCACAUAGGGGGGCAAGGAGGGAGGGGUAAUUUCUGUUACACAGCCAGAAGUCUUCGUGCUAAUGGCACUACUUCAUUAGAUAUCACCUUACAUUAUUUACACUGAAAAGAUACUGGAAGAAUAGCUACGGUUCAUUUAAAGUGUAACUGGAUUCUGUCUGGGAGACCUACUGUUUACUUCCACAAUAAAGUAUAAGUCUGUGGGUAGGUCACCCUUAAUACAAAACAGAAAAAUGAAUUAAUUGGCACCCAUUUCAAGAUUUUCUGGAAGAAGUUGUGUGGGAUACAACAGACUGAUGAAGGAAAUAAGUUAUUGGCCUCACUUGCAUUAUCAGGCAAGUACUAAGCAGGUUAGGUCACUGAAUAGAAGCAAGCCCUGUUGUUUGGGGUAGAUAUAACCAGAUUAGGAUAUAUAGUGUCUUUAGGAAAGUUGCACAGGAGAGGAGUGGGCUAGAAGUAAAUGUCAAACAAGAGGGCUGUAACAUUUCAAGCCAAGUUCCUUAGGCAGCAUAAUACUGAUUGGUGACUUCUUCACUUUGGAGUUGCUACUCUUUGCAUAUCACUAGUAUUAACAACAAACAGAUAAAAUACAUUGUACCAAUUGUAUCCCAUCUGAGAUAGUGUGUUUGUAUAUAAAGGGCAGAAGGGAGGCAUUAUGCCAAGCUGCUAAACAGAUCUUUUUUUAAAAAAAGAAAAAUAUUCAAACUUCCUAAAACCAUGAAAUGAGAAAUACCAUUAGAACCACAUAGAAAUUUUGGCUGUUGUCAAUUGGAACUGAAAGUGGAGGCAGUAAUGAGAAUGGAGGUCAUUCUCGGUGGAUUUGUGGAUGAAGUUCCAAGUGUCUAUGAAUCCCCGAUCGUUGGGGGGGGGGGCUGUCCCAUACCUUAGAAAGGGGUUAAACUUACUUUGCAGAGACUCAUGUUGUCUAAAUGCUGUGUGACAGAUAGUUAGAUUUAAUUUUUACAGACAAUUUAGGUACGUAUUUGUUGUACAUAUCUGAAGUAGAGAAUUUCCUGCCUCCGUGCAGUUUGAACUGGGGGUACCUUCUAGCUCUUGUUUCUACUAAGGAUUCAGUUGACACUGUCAUAUCAUAAAGCCUAAAGAUAAACAAAAAGGCAUGCAACCUUCACUGAAUGUUUGCCUGUUUGGAACCCACAUGACAUACUCCCAUACAGCAGUGAUGGUCAAACUUGGCCCUCCAGCUGUUUUGGGACUACAAUUCCCAUCAUCCCAGGCCACUGGUCCUGUUAGCUAGGGAUGAUGGGAGUUGUAGUCCAAAAACAGCUGGAGGGCCAAGUUUGACCAUCACUGCCAUACAGCGUUGUGUAAUGUUAGCCUGAUGGCGGCUUUUCUGCUGCAAAACAUGGAAGGGGGGCAAUUUGCAGUGGAUCAUAGGAAAUGCUUAAUUCCCCCCCCCCCCCGCCCGGUGAAGGAGUAAAUGUGUAGAGGGGCACAGCAUGUCUGUGCUUUCCAUGCCAGUGUAAUGCUGACUCACACCCAGUUGCUUUUCAUGGAUAAUGUGAACAGCGUGUAUUACUGAAGCAGUUUGCACAUGUCCUUGUAUAAAGUAGGGAGCACCAUGCAGAAAAAACCAAGAGAGGAACGUGGAUCAAUAGCUUGUUCUCAAAAGAUAAGGCACACACUUUAGAAUGUGCUACCGUAGAUGUCUUCUCCGGCUUUAAGUGUUAGAGCUGACAGGGAAAUGUGUUGCAUAUCCAGGCAAAUAUGUACCUAGCUAGCUGAGUCAGUCAGGUGGUGGUGUUUUUUUAAAAAAAUGGUUCUGAGCAAAGAAACGGAGCUGGAGUAUAAAUCCUGCAGCACCAAUUUCAUGUUUGUUUUUUUAAAAAAUGUAUUAAAUUUUCCAUUUUAACAAUCCAAUAAAAACCACAUUAUCUGCAGCACCAAUUGGACUAGACCUUGCUGAAAGGAUUCACAUUACAAGCCCAGUCCAAAUGCAUAGUGAUGAAUGGAAAUGUUUGAUGUUGGGAAUCAAGCAAAUGCAAAGCAACUCUUUGCUGUGUUGCUGGUUCCAUUUGGGCUUUUCACAAGGUGUGUAGAACAAGCAAGAAGGAAGACAGUUGCUGGAGAUAAAAAUUGAGAACCACACAAGGUAAUAAUGCCUGAACUGGGAAUGGUUCAUUGGCAUUAGACUCCUGCCGCAGAAAGUAUCCGGCUAAAGGUGCUGUCAGUAGGGCAACUGGCUUCCUUUUGUGCCUUUUUUAUCACGGAUGGUUAGGCCUUUGUGGCAUCGAAUUUACAGGGAUUAGUAGGUCGUUGAGCCAGCAAGGGCAAAUCAAAAUAAAAGCGUUAAGAAAUAAUGCAAAGAAGCCUCAGAAAAGCGGGGGACGGGACGUGUGGGAACAGACAACUCUCUGGUCUCAACAUCUUGUACUGUACUGAGUGGGUUGGAGGUUCUCAGCUGGGGGGGGGGGGUGUCUGUGUUGCUGUCAGAGAGUUAAGCUCUGCUGCCAGGAAUUUGCAGUUUCUCCCUAGGCCGCGGGGGAUGGAAGAGGGCGGGAGAGCGGGCAGGCUAUGCAACAAGUGGAGAAUUCUCUAUUGGCCUCUGGAAUGCAUGAGCUGAGCAAGGGAUUUCUGUGGACACCCAGCCGCAUGUGAGCUGUGCCUCUGCUCUCGCUGUCCCCUCUGGGGCAGCCGAACCGGGUGAUGGCUUCAUCAGAGCGGCCCCCUGGGAUCUCCCACCACCGCGACCUCUGCCGCCAGACCGUUCAUCUCCUGCGGAAGAUGCGCUCAGAUGUCAGUAGCCUCCUGGAGUCCUACGUUGAGAAACAAGAGUUGGACAAAAACUUCAACCUAGACUCGAUUGACGGCGUGCCAACAGCUGGCACUGAACAAUGGAGCGAGUUUUCAGAUGCCGAGCGGCUAGGAGACAACCUGAAAGCUUAUUGGGCAUUUCAGAUAUUACUGGAUGAAAUCCUGGAAGAGCAGAGGUCCAGCUUGAGCCCGGAUGACACAGAUUUCCAUGAGUCUAUCCAGUCCGUUGUGCUCCAGGUCACGGGUCUCACUUAUCAACUGGAGGAACUGAUGGCAUUGCUGGAGCACAAUGUCCCAGCCAAAGAGUUGGGAAGUAUCAGAGAUGCUGGUGGAAAGAGCUCCUUUGAGAAGAAAAUGAGGGGCAUGAAAGUACUGCAGGAGCUUGCCCACUGGACUGUCCGGUCUGUCCGGGACCUGCACCAUAUCUCCAAGUCUGUUCAGACAGGCGCCAUCCCACGUUUGAGUCACCGCUUGGCUCAAGCCCAGAAGAAAUGAGGCUGCUCUUCUCUGUCGAGGUUCUUUCCUUUCCAAAGGCCGUACCUCCCUCUCAGCUGUGGUGUAGUGGAUUGGUACAGUAUGGUCAGAGUGAGCCCUCUGAUGAGAGAGUUGGAGUGACUAGUGCUUUCCAGACGUUAGUAUUUAUUUCCUUUUGAGAAACCCUCAAAUUCAAGCUGCAUACCAACAUUGAUUUUGGGGUGGAUUCACACAACCUUUGAAAUGGAGACUUCAGUGACCGCAUGCCAGUUGCGGCUGACUUACACACACUUUGUCCAAGGAUUCAGGGUGGGUUGCAGUAUGUGUAGCUUUAGAGAAACCUCGGGAAUUAAUCUGGGGGAGGUCAGCCAGCAGGUUUACAGGAUGAACCAGAGAUUUCAGCCUCUCCUUCCCACCACGUUCUGAACCCUGCAGUCUUAUUUGCCGUUGCUGUUUGUUUGAAGUUUGCAUCAAAAUCCUUUUUGACUUCCAUACACUGGGAGGGGGAGAAAGCUUUUACUUGAGUUUGACUUGACAGCAAGUCAUGUGAAUCCACCCCUGCUGAGUUUCACUUGGGCAAAUUCAGCUACAGUGAUUGUGUAAGCUGGAUCCAAUGAAGCAUUGCAGGGGGUUGGACUAGAUGACCCUCAUGGUUCCUUUCGACUCUGCAAUUCUAUGAUUCUAUGCCAUGGUACAUGAUAAAGCCCUGCUCAGAUCUUGGAACUCACAACUUGUCACAGGCAUCUAUUUGGCUGUUCAAGAGGGUUGGACCUUUUAGGAAAGUGUGAUAAGGUAGCACAGGAGACUACAGUAGAAAAAGUGAAUUUGCAAAAUCAGCUCCGCACUCCCUUUCAGCUCACAGAAUUCUCCGCUGGAAUAAUGAUUCUUCAAUUCAGGGGAGGGGCACAGUACAUGUAGGGUUGUAUGGACCCUUUGAAGUCCAGUUUGUCCCAGUUCACCAUGGGGAUUCUAAAGUAGAUCACAAUCAGACCCAGGUCAUGAUCCACCCAGAUCAGAUCAGGUUAAGUCUGCUUUGGAAUCUGGCUCCUGCGGAUUCCUCCCCCAGCCCUAGAUACACAAAGGCUAACAGCUGGGGAAAGAAUAUUUGUUGGCCUGGAGAUCUGACGAAGCUCCGCUACUUGGAGUAAAUAAAGAUGAAAAUGUGAUGUCCAACAAAUGGAAGAAAUUAAAGCCACCCCUUUUCAAGUUCUCAGUUUUACUAUUACCAGAAGAAGUUGUAUAAUCCACUUUCCAGGAAUGCUUCAUUUUGCUUAUGAACUGGAACAGGAUGGAGGCAUAAGAGCUCCUGCAAGCUUUUUUUUUUUAAGUGCCAGGCAAACUAAUGCAAAUUCAUUGCUAAUUCAUUCACUUCAAUGAGAGGAUAUUAUGGAAGUGUCUGAAUAGGGUUCUAAAAUUGCCUGUGCCCCUCGUGCAUUCUUUGAAAAGUCUCACAGCAGGCUCCAGGAGACCCUGUUUCUUCCCAUGGAAGGCUGGCUGUCGACAGAGAAUGUUGCUUAUGCGCCAGAAAGCUCCUGCACUAAACCUGCUUUGCUAACGCUUUGCACAGGGACAAGUGCUUCAUUUACGCAGGAAAGGGGCCCAUUUAAUAGUUCUAGGCUCACUGACACUGAAACUAUAUUUAACCAUGACGUUGAAAGACUGUACGUAUACAAAAGCAGGUUAGUAUUUUCUGGAAGUGGCUGCUUUCAAACCAAAGCAGUUGGCAUUUUGUUUUUGCUAACCUAACCGGUUAGGUUUAUUACAUAAGGCUGCAAUCCUUAGUAGAGAGAGGAGUAAGCGAUGUUGAACACAUCAAGCUUUACUUCUCAGUAAAUUUGGAAAUGCACAGCUUGGCAAUGAGCUAUGUGGCUGCAAUACUUAGGAUCAAAUCCUACUGAACAUAGGAAUUAUUUCUGAGUAAACAUGGACAGGAUUGUGGAGCUAGUCACUUAAAUGGACUGCUGUUUUUUCUCUGGGGAAGGUGCAAAAUCUUUUUUAAAAAAUGGAUUUAAUAUAUAAAUGUGUACAGAUUGGCUAAUCAUUCAUGUGGAGCCUUUAAUCUAUGCCAACUGUUAUUUAAAAUGAGCUAAAGGAGAGGGGGGUUUACUUUUUAAUCUGCAUUGGUUCUAUGUUCUUGGAGCAACUAGCAUGAAUGAAUUAACCCAUAGGGUGACUUCUCUGAAUGUGUGUGUGUGAGAGAGAGAGAAAGCAGGGGCAAGGAGACUUCAGAGUGUCAAAAAAUCCCAGCAGGAAAUGUUAAAUGUUCGGUCCUGUGUGCCUAAUUCAGAAGAACGAAACUAAAAGUGGCUAGAAUGAGUUGUUGUUUGGGUCGAAGACUCUUUUAAUUGGUGGGGAAGAGUUUCUGCCAAAUGAUCUAGGGCAAUUAUAGAAGAACAGAGUGUUUGUUAACCGCACAAAGGAGAUGGUAAAGGGAUGGGGUUUUUCAAUCCAUCUCUCAAAUUAAAACAGGUUUGGUGAUGGAGAGCGUCUGUGUGUUACAUGGCUUGCACUAGCGUCCUGGGAUUCUGCACCAAAUUAAUCCAAAUUUUGCUCUCUGACUAAAAAGAUCAGGAUUGUAAGUCCUAUUCAGAAUAGAUCCAUUUACAUUAAUGAACCUAAGUUGGCCGUGUCUAUUAACUUCAGUGAGUCUGCUGUGUGUGGAACUGGCAUUGGCUGUCACUCAUAGAUGCCACUCAUAUAUUUAACCUGCUUAACUGAUAGGAGUCUUUUGUUGAAUCUGGAAUACUUUGGUGACAGAAGGAAAGAGACAAAUAAGGGGGAAAGCAACAGAAUGUCUGUGGGAAGGGGAACGUGACUAGAGUCCUUUGCAUUCUUCCUUAGGGAGUGAUUUCCAUUGAACUCAGUAGGAUUUACUUCUGUGUAAACAUACUCAGGAUUGGGCUGGGAAGGUUAAGAAGAGGAGCCAGGUCACACAGAAGCUUAUUCUCUGAAUACUGGACUUUAAAAAAAAAACCUACCUACUUCUGCUGUAUAAAGGUGGGCUUUUUUUUCUUUCCCAAAUAUGACUUCCGCUGAAUAAAGGUAAAAUUCCCAACUUCUAACUCCAGAUUCUGUGUAAAAUUCAGCACUGGUGGCCAAUGACCCCUUACCUUUCCUGUGAAGGUGUGUUGGGUGGGGUGUUUUGCUUCCGCUGCUAUUCACACAUGGGGAGAGAAUGUCAAAGCACAGGUAAUGCUUGGAGAGGUUAGGCUAGCCUUCCCCCAUAUGAUGUCCUCCAGAUGUUGCCAGAUUUAGCCGCCAGCAUCCCUGACCAUUGGCUUGGUGAUGCUACGGUAGCAGGGAAUGAUGAGAACAGGAGUCCCAUCACAAACAUCUGGAGGGCACCAGGCUGCAGAAGGCUGGAUUAGACCAAUUCACAUUUCCAUAAUCCAUAUUUUGAAGGAGCUCCUCUGAAGGCUAUGGCCUAUUUUAUAUAGAGAGAAAAUAGUGCUCUUUCAUUGACUAGGAUUCAGACUUAGCAUUCUACGUAUGAAUGGAUGGGCACUUUCUGUUCAUAAAAGUGACUUGGUCUAGCAAGGGGAGUGGAUUUUUGCUAAUUUCCCUAUUCCCCAAUGCAAGUUCCCAUGCUGUCCUCCCCCCCAGCCUCUGGAUCAGAUUUGGCAGAGACUGCAUGGAAAGAGGAAAUUAGUGAAAUAUAUAUGAAUGGCACAAUUCAAUUUCCCACUAGAGGUCACCUUUAUCCACUGUGCUGUUUCUAACUUGAAUAUUUAUAUUUAUGCUAUAUUUUAAAAUGUGAAAUGUUUCUUCUAGCAAGUUUUUUUUUUUAUAAAAAAAACCUUUAGAAAUGUAUGAAACCUAUAAUUAUCGGAGGUGCUUCCUUAUUUUAUAUUGUGAGUUAAGAAGAAAUGCCUCCCGAAAUAAAAUUUUGAGUUUUCUAACUUGGAAGCAGAGUGAAAAUAUCACAGUUGCUUCCCAGUUGUGAUCUCACUUGUUGCAAGAAGGCUUUUCGCAUCUAGAAAAAGAAACGGCCUCGGUCCGGUAUACCUGAAGGAGCGUCUCCACCUCCAUCGUUCUGCCCGGACACUGAGGUCCAGCUCCAAGGGCCUUCUGGCGGUUCCCUCACUACGAGAAGCCAAGUUACAGGGAACCAGGCAGAGGGCCUUCUCGGUAGUGGCACCCACCCUGUGGAAUGCCCUCCCACUAGAGGUCAAAGAGAACAACAAUUACCAGACCUUUAGAAGGCAUCUCAAGGCAGCCCUGUUUAGGGAAGCUUUUAAUGUUUAAUGGAUUUCUGUAUUUUAAUGUUUGAUGGAUUUCUGUAUUUUAGAAUUUCUGUUUUGUUGGAAGCCGCCCAGAGUGGCUGGGGGAACCCGGCCAGAUGGGCGGGGUAUAAAUAAUAAAUUAUUAUUAUUAUUAUUAUUAUUAACAUAACAUUAUUAAGAGGGUAAUUGGUUACACACAACCAAUGUAAUUGCUUGAAAACCAUUUUGAUCAACUAAACGUGUCCCACAGUUACUCGGACAGAUUUUUUUUAGAGCAUACAUUUAAAUAUAAGUAAUUAGAAAAACUUUAGAUGGCCAAGUGCAGUCUUAGGAGAAGCAUUUCCCACCUCAUCUCUCCCACAUUGGAGAGAAUGCCUCUCCUAAGAACAUGGUGUCUAAAGCACAUGCAUCAAUGGAUCAUCUAAAAGGUGGAUGGGGAAACCUGUGGCUCUCCAGAUGAUUUUGGACUCCAUCUCCCAUCAACCCCAGCCAGCAUGGCCAAUGGUCAGGGAUAAUGGGAGUUGUACUUCAGCAACAUUUGGAAAGCCACAGGCUCCCUACCCUGCUCUAAAAACAAACUAUGCUUCUUACUAUAUGCUACCCAUUUGUCAAUUUAACCAAUUAAUGGAUUAAUCCCCAAACUGAUGUGGUUAAAGAUUUGUUUAAUUGUUUGAGAGCCCUAAUUAUUGAUUGCGCCAAAGUGUGUUAAAAUAAUUUGAUUAAAUAAAGUUGAUUUAUUUUUAACAGGA
Zootoca vivipara (common lizard) is the source of this 8814-nucleotide messenger RNA. It is a transcript of the gene CNTF, whose product is annotated as ciliary neurotrophic factor. Gene Ontology annotation, biological process: positive regulation of axon regeneration; astrocyte activation; ciliary neurotrophic factor-mediated signaling pathway. The record is from RefSeq and is a predicted model, not a curated record. Lineage: Eukaryota; Metazoa; Chordata; Lepidosauria; Squamata; Lacertidae. Gene Ontology annotation, molecular function: ciliary neurotrophic factor receptor binding; cytokine activity; growth factor activity. Gene Ontology annotation, cellular component: axon.